UUUAAAAGAAAAAACCACCAAACGAGUCGGACGCGAAAUUUAAGCUGCGAGAAAAAAAGUUACCUGUUAAAUCUGUAAAUUAUCAAGUGCACCAAAAGCAAAAACGACCACAAAUCAUAUUUCUCCGCUUCCCAUCACAAAUGUUUUUGGCCAGCGAAUUUGCUUGUUAAGGUUAAUGCUGCAUAUAUGACAGGCCCACACGACAUCGACAGCGACUGAGACAAGAUGAGCCGCCAACACCAGCGGCAUCACCAUCACCUGCCGCCGCAGCAGCAACAGCAGCAGCAGCAGCAUCAUGUGCCGCAGCAGCAGCAACAGCUGACGGCGCAGCAGCAGCUCCUGAUGGCGGAGCACGCAGCGGCCGCGGAGGCAGCCGAGCUGUUCGAUCUGCUCUGCGUGGCCACAACAAUGCGCCAGAUCCUCGCCCUGCAUCGUUCCAUGUGCGAGGCAGUGGGUCUGCGGCCGUCACCCCUCAAUGACUUCUAUCCUCGGCUGAAGGCCAAGGUGCGCUCGUGGAAGGCACAGGCGCUGUGGAAGAAGUUCGACGCCCGUGCCGCCCAUCGGGUGUACGGGAAGGGAGCCGCCUGCUCUGGUACCCGAGUCCUGGUCAUCGGAGCCGGACCCUGUGGCCUGCGCACUGCCAUCGAGGCGCAGCUGCUGGGCGCCAAGGUAGUGGUGCUGGAGAAACGUGACCGCAUCACCCGCAACAAUGUGCUGCAUUUGUGGCCCUUCGUCAUCACGGAUCUGCGUAACCUGGGCGCCAAGAAGUUCUACGGCAAGUUCUGUGCUGGCUCCAUCGAUCACAUCUCCAUCCGGCAGCUGCAGUGCAUGCUGCUCAAGGUGGCCCUCCUGUUGGGCGUGGAGAUCCACGAAGGCGUCAGCUUUGAACACGCCCUGGAGCCAUCCGGUGACAGCGGCGAUGGUUGGCGGGCAGUGGUUACUCCCUCGGAUCACGCCGUUUCGCACUACGAAUUCGAUGUCCUCAUCGGAGCGGAUGGUAAGCGAAAUAUGCUGGACUUUAGGCGGAAGGAAUUCCGGGGGAAAUUGGCCAUCGCCAUUACUGCCAACUUUAUCAAUAAGAAAACGGAGGCAGAGGCCAAGGUGGAGGAGAUCAGUGGUGUGGCCUUCAUCUUCAAUCAGGCCUUCUUCAAGGAGCUGUACAGCAGGACGGGUAUCGAUCUGGAGAACAUUGUCUACUACAAAGACGAGACGCACUACUUUGUGAUGACUGCCAAGAAGCACAGUCUGAUUGACAAGGGUGUGAUCAUCGAGGACAUGGCCGAUCCCGGCGAGCUCCUGGCCGCAGCCAAUGUGGACACUCAGAAGUUGCACGACUAUGCCCGUGAGGCGGCCGAGUUCUCCACCCAAUACCAAAUGCCCAACCUGGAGUUUGCAGUUAACCAUUACGGCAAGCCGGACGUGGCCAUGUUUGACUUCACCUCCAUGUUCGCAGCGGAGAUGUCCUGCCGCGUGAUAGUGCGCAAGGGUGCCCGACUGCUACAGUGCCUGGUGGGUGACAGCCUGCUGGAGCCCUUCUGGCCCACCGGAUCGGGCUGUGCCCGCGGCUUCCUAUCCAGCAUGGAUGCAGCGUAUGCCAUCAAGCUGUGGUCCAACCCGCAGAACAGCACGCUUGGCGUACUGGCGCAGCGCGAAAGUAUCUAUCGGCUGCUCAACCAGACCACGCCGGAUACCUUGCAGCGGGACAUCAGUGCCUACACCGUAGAUCCCGCCACGCGCUACCCGAAUCUAAAUCGGGAGUCGGUCAACAGUUGGCAGGUGAAGCACCUGGUAGACACGGACGACCCGUCCAUACUGGAGGAAACCUUUAUGGAAACGCACGCCCUGCAGACGCCGCAUGUGGAUACGCCGGGCAGGCGUAAGCGACGUAGCGGAGAUCUUCUGCCGCAGGGCACAUCUCUGCUAAGAUGGAUAAGUGCCCAGCUGAUGGCCUACCAGUUUGUACCGGAGCUCAAGGAGCCUUCAGAUGUGUUCCGAAAUGGUCGUGUCCUGUGUGCACUUAUUAAUCGGUAUCGUCCCGAUCUUAUCGAUUACGCUGCCACCAAGGACAUGAGUCCCGUGGAGUGCAAUGAGCUGGCCUUUGCCGUCUUGGAGCGUGAACUGCACGUGGAUCGCGUAAUGAGCGCCAAGCAAUCGAUACAGCUGAACGAAGUGGAUUCCCGCAGCUGGCUAAACUAUUUGGAUCAGAUCUGCGAAGUGUUCCGCGGCGAAAUCCCGCACAUAAAGCAUCCCAAGAUGGACUUUAGCGAUUUGCGACAAAAGUAUCGCAUUAACCACACGCACGCCCAGCCCGAUUUCUCCAAGCUGCUGGCCACGAAGCCCAAGGCCAAGUCACCCAUGCAGGAUGCCGUAGACAUACCCACAACGGUGCAGCGUCGUUCGGUGCUGGAGGAGGAGCGGGCCAAGCGGCAGCGUCGCCACGAGCAGCUCCUAAACAGCGGAGCAGGAGCCGCCACUGGGGUGGCCGGAGUGGCAGCGAGUGCCAGUCAGCAGCCGGGUCAAGGUGAUACACCGCGUAGAUCGAAGAAGCGCCGCCAGGUUGACAAAGCCGCUAACAUUGAGGAGCGCCAGCAGCGCUUGCAGGAGAUCGAGGAGAAUCGACAGGAGCGGAUGAGCAAGCGGCGCCAGCAGCGCUACCACCAGACGCAGAAUUUCUACAAGAGCCUGCAGCUCCUGCAGGCGGGCAAGCUGUUGCGGGAGGGCGGGGACGGCGAGGGUGGCGCUAUCGGAGUGGCCGAGGAUGGCACUCCCUUCGAGGACUACUCGAUAUUCCUCUACCGCCAGCAGGCACCGGUCUUCAACGAUCGCGUGAAGGACUUGGAGCGGAAGCUUCUGUUUCCCGAUCGCGAACGCGGCGACAUACCCUCAGCCUUGCCGCGAACGGCGGAUGAGCAGUUCAGUGAUCGCAUCAAGAACAUGGAGCAGCGAAUGACGGGACGUGGUGGCCUUGGUGGCGACAAGAAACCCAAGGAUCUCAUGCGGGCCAUCGGCAAGAUCGACUCCAGCGACUGGAAUGUGCGCGAGAUCGAGAAAAAGAUCGAGCUGUCCAAGAAGACCGAGAUCCAUGGGCCCAAGGGACGCGAGAAGGUGCCCAAGUGGAGCAAGGAGCAGUUCCAGGCGCGACAGCACAAGAUGUCCAAGCCCCAGCGCCAGGAUUCCCGCGAGGCGGAGAAGUUCAAGGACAUUGACCAAACGAUCCGCAAUCUGGACAAGCAGCUGAAGGAGGGUCACAAUCUCGAUGUGGGCGAACGCGGUCGCAACAAGGUGGCCUCCAUUGCCGGCCAGUUCGGCAAGAAGGACGAGACGAACUCGGAUGAGAAGAAUGCGGGCAGUAGCAAUGCCACCACUACCAACACCACCACCACCAACAACAACAACACAGUCAUCCCCAAAUCUAGUUCCAAGGUGGCGCUGGCCUUCAAGAAGCAGGCCGCCUCCGAGAAGUGCCGCUUCUGCAAGCAAACCGUCUACCUGAUGGAGAAGACCACCGUGGAGGGCCUGGUCCUGCAUCGCAAUUGCCUUAAGUGCCACCACUGCCACACCAAUUUGCGCCUAGGCGGCUAUGCCUUCGAUCGGGAUGAUCCACAGGGCCGUUUCUACUGCACCCAACACUUCCGGCUGCCGCCCAAACCGCUGCCACAGCGCACCAACAAGGCCAGAAAAUCCGCUGUUGCUCAGGCUGCUACGUCCGCUGUCACACCAUCAGCUCCUGGCACUCCAGUCGCUGCCGCUGCUGCCAACGCACCCACUGAGCCAAUGGACACCACACCGGCCAGGGAUCAAGUGGACCUUCUGGAGACAUCGCGGGCGAAUGCCUCAGCGGACGCCAUGUCCGACGACGAGGCCAAUGUCAUCGAUGAGCACGAGUGGUCUGAUCGAAACUUCCUGCCCGAGUCGAUCAACGAUUCGCAAUCAGAGCUAUCUAGUUCCGAUGAGUCGGACACGGAGUCGGACUCGGAGUUUGAGGAGGCAGAUGAUUCGCCCUUUGGCGCCCAGACCCUGCAACUGGCCUCGGAAUGGAUUGGCAAGCAGUACUGUGGAGACAGCGAUGUCUCCGAUGACUUUUACGAUUCAAGCGAAGGUAUUGCGGACGACGGCAAGGAUGAUACGGAAGGCGAGGAGUUCAAGAAGGCGCGAGAACUGCGACGCGAGGAGGUUCGCCUGCAACCACUGCCCGCCAAUCUGCCCACGGACACGGAGACCGAGAAGCUUAAGUUGAAUAUUAUUGACAAUAAGGAGAACGUGGCCGCCGAUAGGAAAUCCCUAGAGUCGGGCAAUUCCUUUGAAUCUGCUCGCAGUCAGCCAGCCACGCCUCUGAACACGCCCACUCGCGUUGAGAUGGAGCAGCUGGAGCGGAAUGCUCCGCGCAAGUUCAGCAGCGAGAUCGAGGCCAUUAGCGAGAAGCUUUACCACAUGAACAACAUGAUGAAGAUGAACAAGGACCUCGAGGUGCUGGCCAAGGAAAAUCUGGUCAAGAGCGAUAUCCUGCGCAAGCUCACUCUCAAAGAGAAGUGGCUGGCCGAGAAUGCGGCCAUAGCAGCCGGCCAGAAAGUGGUGGCCCCAGUUCCUGCAGCUGCGGCAACUCCUUCUGCUCCUGCUCCAUCUCAACCCAAAUCCAAGUUCGAUGAAAAGUACGAAAAGGUGGUGAGUCCACCAGCGGCCGUAGUGGAGCCCAAGCCAAAGCCUGUCAUAGAUUUCAAUCUGGAUGAGCUGAAGCCGCGCAAGCCCAACUUUGAGGAGCGCCCAAAGGAGCAGCUACCCAGGCCAGCGAGCUUGAAAAAACCACCUCCAGCGAAUCACAAGGCAGGCGGCAGCACCAACGUAAGUCGUUCGAGCAGCAUGAAGAGUAACGCCAGUACUGGAAGUCCAAAGGUUAAGAAGGCAACGCCCAUUGCCAGUGACAAGAAGAUGCAGAUUGAAGGGAUCCUCAGCACCAUCAAGAAGAUUCAGCGACAACACAGCAGUGAUCUAGAUGAGGAUAUGGAUGUGGAUCAGGAUGAGGAUAUGGGCAACAUGCAACCAAAUAAACAGCUCAACAGCAAACUGAAGGAAAUCCAAGCCAGUAGCUUUGCAGGCACCAUGGAUCACAUCAAGUCGCAGCUGACCAUGCCCACUGUAAGUGCCCAGGCAGCGCCCACGGUGGAUCUGUCCAAGUACUUUCCCAAUCAGAAGGUCGAGAAGAGCUCCACCGGCAACACGAACAAGAACCAAAAGACACUCAAGGAUGUGGACUUGGCCAAGUAUUUUCCCAGUAGCCCGGCUCCUCAACGAAGAACUGUGGAAACGGUGGCCGAGCGACUAAAGAAGUCGCAAACUGAAGCCUCUCUGGCAAAAGCAAAAGUUCAGGAAGACAAAGCAAAGACGCCACCAUCUGAUUCCAAGAAACCAGAGGAUGUGAAAGGAGCAACAACCAAGAAGGAGACCGAAAAAGUAGUUGGUAGUGGUGGCACCAAACCAGUGCCACCUAAAAGACAGGCCUCUUUGGAUACCUUUAGCCUACGGGAGCACCAGAUGGAUGGAGCACUAGAUUACAAAAAGAAGGCUCCCGCCAAGACGACAACGGUGAUCAAGAAACCAGCAAAGUCGGGAAGUGCCACAAGCCUGACGAAGGCAUCAACCACGUCGAAGGGGAAAACCAUCAAGAUUGUUAAGAAGAUUGUGCCCAAGGGAACGAAGGCCAAGAAAGCAGCAGCUGCUGCUGCCCAGGAAACAACAACUGCGGCUGCUGCAGUUGUAGAUCCCCCUGAGAAGGAGCCACCAAAAGAUGAAGCCGAACGGAUUUUGGAUGAAAUCCUGGCAGACGGGGAAACACGGUCGCCCAGUUCCGAGUAUCAGCGUCUGUUCGGUGAUGAAAAGUCACCCAGCGAUCUGUCCGACAACAUUGAUCGCAUUCUCGAGGAGACGGGCUUGGAUCUCGAACUGGGACUGCCCAAGCGCAGUAGUAAGAAGCUGGUGAAGACCAAGUCCCUGGGCGAAGGGGACUUUGAUUUGCAGCCCUCGAAGCAACGGCUAACCGGAGUACAGAACAUUCUCAAGCGUUUCGAGUCAAUGAGUUCUGUGCACUCGCAAAAUUCCCAGAACAGCGAUGAGCAGGCAGCGUUUAAGCUGCGUCGCAUGGAGUCCACCACCAGUAAUCUGAGUAGCCUCACCCGCUCCAGGGAGUCGCUGGUCUCUGCCAGCGAUUCGAUGAGUGACUUGGAGAAGACCAUGGACUAUCUGCGCAAUGAGUGGCGCAACGAGGCUACCAACUUUCUGCAAAAGAAACGUGACAAGUUCUACGCCCAGAAGGAGGAGCAACAGAAGGUGGUGCAGCAGGCUAAGGCUAAGCCGGAUCCGAUGAGGGAUUUGCCUGUGCAGUAUCGGGACUCAAAGCUGGCCAAGUUCUUUGGUUUGGGAGCACGUAAAUCUCCCGAGAAACGAAAGUCUCCCAUCAAGAAAAAGAAGUCGCCCUCAAAGACCCAAAAGGUGGCCAAGUCAAACAACUCUCUGGAGGAGCUGGCCAAGAUCAGCAACGCUCGACAGGCGAAGCAAGCUCAAAAGAAGGCGCCCAAAGUGGUUGAGCCUAAACCUUUAAAACCAGCUACUCCUGUUCCCGAUGACUUCGAGAUCCUUGAUUUGCUGGAGAAGGGCACAGAGGCUAAACUGGAGCUGGAACGCUCCAAGACCAAGAGUCCGGCUGUCGAGCAGCCCAUUAAAGAGAUGCCAAAAGAAGCUAUUGCGGAAGUUACUCUGCCCGUGGAAGAUAUUAAGAAUUUACCCAAAACUGGGUGUGAUAAAUCCCUGAAUAGCUCACGUCGUGGCUCUCAGUCUAGUUUGGUUAUGUCACGUCGUGCGUCCGAGAUUUCGUUAAAUGAAAAACUCAACCAGGAGGCGCUGAUUGCAUUGACCAAUCUGGAAAAGGAACGAGAAGCCGAGCAAGUUGACGAACUGUUCCAAAACAUGGUGGAGGAAAUGGAGAAGGCGCAGGCACAAGAACCGCAGCCCAAUGUAACUGUUGAGCCCUUAGAAGAUGACAUCGAUGCGGAUUCCCUCUGCACCACCAUCAGCAAGAGUCCCAGUGCCCAGCCCGUGACGGUGGUCAAGCGAGGCAGCUCCGAGGAUCAGAGCAUUGAAAAGCUUUUCGGUCACUUUUCCGACGAGAUGUUGGUGAAUGUGGAAUUCGAUUCCAACGAUGAGUUAGUAGGUAUCACGCCACGGGCUACCCUAGUGGCCAGAGACUCUGCGAAUCGGGAUUAUCUGGAUAAGUUGGAGUCUCUGGAACGCGAUGAGGACGCUUUCCAGCCUGUUGUUGGAGACAAAUUCCAGCAGGAUUAUAGCCAGGAUGAGGUGGAUAGCCUGCACUUUCCAUCGCGCCCGCAGCGAAGACCCAAAAGCAGCUCAUCAUCCAGUGAGCCUUCGUUGCCGGUGGUCCCACAAAGGCUAAAGAAGAAGCUGGCCAAGCUUGAUCCCGAGGACAUGGCACCCUCUGUACAGGAUCUCCUCCAACAGGUUUACGCAAAGAACUCAGAGUCUCCAGCUGUGGAAGUAAUUCCUAUUGAAGGCGCUCGCACUCUAAGGUUCCCUAGUAUGUCGGUGGAGGAAUAUGUCGAUGAAGUGGAUCACCUAAAGGAUGUCGCUGUUCUGGAGAAUGGAUCGCCGCCAAAAGCAAUUGUAGAACAAAGUGUGCCCCAACAGGAAGAGAAGGUCGAGGCAGUGACUCAAACUCCCAAGAAGCCGGUAGAUAGCCAGAGUAAUUCCCUAAAGAGCGAGAACUCCUCCAGCAGCAGUCUGGUGGAGGUGCCAAAGAUUAUCACCCCGCCCAAGCCGCACAGCAAGGAGAACUCUGCAGACUGGGACAUGGAGAAGCUGCCAGCUUCGCCCAUGCCACGUCGAAGGCUGCUACAGGGUCAGCAACCCUCGCAGACCCAGAGUCUGGCCAGCAAGGAGAGCUCCCUGGAGUGGGACAUGGAGAAGCUGCCCAGCAGUCCCAUGCCCCCGAGGAGGAACAACCGUAUGCGACCCGUCUCACCUAGUAACAGCUCUGUGCAGCUUCUCAAUAAUCUCUCCUCGGAUGGUGACGAUGAGGCAGCCCAGCGGCGCCUCAUCGAGGACUUUGAGCGAGAACGACGCCAGGCGCUGAUCAAGCGCGACGAGAAUUUUGAGGCCACGGCAGCGGAGCAGCGCCGACGGGACUCCCUGCAGAGCAGCAGCAACUCGAGCAGCAAACGCAGCCUGCCACCGCCCACGCCACCCUCGAAGAUGGGCUCCUGUCGAGGCACCACCCAGGAUACGAAUCGCACCCAAGAGACGGGCACACGGCACGAAGGCACGCCGCCAAUGUUCAAGAAACUGGAUGUCGACGGCACUGCCACUCCCCUGGACUCCACCACCUGCUCCACGCGGCGCAGCUCGUUUGCAUUUAUAGAGUUACAGGACAACAAGCCGGUCAUUGUGCCCAUGCCCAAAAAGCUCAAGUUGCCGAAGCCGGAUCAGCCCAGGUUUGUUCCCGAACCGGUGGCGGUUGAUGAGCCUGUGCCCGAGGUGUUCCAGGGUCGCUCUUGGCCCAAGGCACAGAUCGAAGGGGUCGUGGGGGAUCUCGAGGAGUUGGAUGAGGAGGAACAGGCGGAAAAGCUGAAGCAAGAGCUGCCGGAGUAUGCUCGCUCCGAUGGUCCUCCUUCGGCUGCCUUCAAGAAUCGCAAGUGGCCAGACGGCAAGACCGUAUUCGACCAGCGAGCCGAGUCGCUGGAGGAGGAGGAUGUUCUCAGCGGCCUCCUUGGCGGCAAGAGACGAGGCCCCCAAUGGUUCAGGGACAAACCGCGCUCCCAGUCGCCGCAGCCCUUUAAGCCGCUGGCCAACAGUUCCCGGCAAAGCUCCAAGUCGUUUAGUGACCUCAAAAAAGGACCCUCCCUGCAAUCCCUGUCGGCGCAAUCCAGUCAGGAUACGGAUACACUCUCUACCACCACCACAGUGGCCACAGCUCGUCCCUUGAGCUACAGUGGCUACGACGACCCGAUGGACGCCAACACUCAAGCCCUGUUGGAUCGCAGCAAGCGGCUGCAUAACCGUAAAAGGGACUUUGUCAAUGAGCGGGUGGUGGAGCGGAAUCCCUAUAUGAGGGAAGUGCUACGCAGCACGGAUCGUCGGGACUACGACGAUGUGGACGAGGACCUGACAAGCUACCGGCCGCGUCACUACACCAGUUCCACACUCAACCGUUUCCCCAGCACCUCGACAAGGAUAAAGAGCAGCAGCGCCUACGACUACCUCAGUCCCAGCACCAGCGAUUACCUGGCCCGGAGGCCUUACACCACCAGCAGCAGCCAUAUUCCGAGCAGCAGUGCCGCCAGCAGCUAUUAUCCAUCAACUGCACGCAGCUCCCACCUGAGCGAUCUGUUCCGGCGACGCAGUCCCGCCGGUGGAUCCAGUUACGGCAGCAAAGAGUCGUGCCCACCGAUCGGGCUAGCCUCUGAUCGCGUUAGCCAAUUGAUUGAAAGUAAAUGCACCUGGGUACGAUCUACGAAGGUCCAAACCGAGUCCGAGACCAGCUCACCCGACGAGGUCGAGCUCAAUUCUGCCACUGAGAUAUCCACCGAUUCUGAGUUCGACAACGAUGAGAUCAUACGCCAGGCGCCCAAAAUCUUCAUCGAUGACACCCAUCUAAGAAAGCCCACGAAAGUACAGAUCAAGUCCACUACGAUCGGACCGAAUGCUGCUGCUGCCGCCGCCGCCGCUGGACUCCAUCAGAAGCAGCUGGCGGCACGGGAAAAGGGAGGCAGCUACUUGCCAAAGUACCAACCGCAGCCACCUCUGCCGCAGUUCAAGCCCCUGGUACAGGUGGAUCCAACGCUGCUAAUUAGCAGCCAGCGCGCUCCGCUCCAGAAUCCGCGUCCCGGCGACUACUUGCUGAACAAGACGGCCAGCACCGAGGGCAUUGCUUCGAAGAAGAGCCUGGAAUUGAAGAAACGCUACCUGCUGGGAGAGCCGGCCAAUGGCAACAAGAUCCAAAAGUCGGGCUCCACCUCGGUGCUGGACUCGCGCAUUCGCAGUUUCCAGUCGAACAUUUCGGAGUGCCAGAAACUGCUCAAUCCUAGCAGCGACAUCAGCGCCGGCAUGCGAACGUUCCUCGAUCGCACAAAGCUGGGCGAGGGCAGCAGUCAAUCUGGCGGACAGUCCAACGAACUGAUGCGUUCCGCCACCAGCAAUGUGAUCAAUGACUUGCGCGUCGAGCUCCGGAUACAAAAGGCUCCCUCCAGUCACUCCACGGACAACGAGAAGGAGAACGUGUUCGUAAACUGCAAGAACGAGCUGAACAAGGGCAUGGAGUACACGGAUGCGGUGAAUGCCACGCUGCUGGACCAGCUGGCCAGAAAGACGUCGCCCACGACGCCGGCGACCAACAAGACGGUAAUCGAAGUGAUUGACCUGGUGACGCCCGAGAAGCCGGUGCCUAUUAUUGAUCUCACUUCAAAUGACCCUAAAAAGCAGAUAGAGGCAGACGACAGCAACAAGAUCAGCGAACUGCAAAAGGAGGUGAUUGUAAAGGAGGAGCCCAAGCCCGAUGUAUCGCGGGAUGUGAAGGAGUGCAUUCCGGACAUACUCGGUCACAUCAAAGAGACGCCGCAGCAGGACGGUGGCGAGGAGCAGCAGAGUCUGCUGGGGCAGUCGGACGAAGAGAAACGUGACUCCCCGGAGAAGGAGGUGGGAGAGCAGGAGCCCAGUUAUGAACCGGACAGCGUGCAGAUCCAGGUGCCCAACAUACCCUGGGACAAGAGCAAGCCGGAGGCUAUGUCGACAACAGGCAGCAGCGGCUCCAUCUGCUCCAGCUCCGACUCUUCCAGCAUUGAGGACAUCCAGCACUAUAUCCUGGAGUCGACAACUAGUCCGGAUACCCAGACAACGGCAGGUGGCAAGCACAAUGUGCCGCGUUUGGAAGUCCAUGACACAAGUGGGGCCCUAAUGCAGGUUGAUAGCCUGAUGAUCGUAAAUGGGAAGUACAUUGGCGAUCCCGAAGAUGUCAAGUUCCUGGAUAUGCCUGCCGAUGUCAUCGUCCCGCCCGCUCCGGCGUUAAAAACCAGCGAGCUGGAGCCAGAGGAUGACCACGAAACGGAGGAGGUGGAGCCAGUGACGGCUACGCCUGAGCCUGCCGAGUGCACCGUCAUCGAGGCGGAACGUCAGCCUCCUCCUCUACCGGAUAUGGGACCACCGACUCUGAAGUUUGACACCAAAAAUGAGAACAAGAUCGAGAGCUUGAAGAACCUGCCUCUGAUCGUGGAGAGCAGCGUGGGCCACAGUCAGGCGGUGAAACCCAUUACGCUUAAUUUGAGCAGCUUGGCCAGGACGCCGGAUACACCGACCACGCCCACGGCGCAUGAUAGCGACAAAACGCCCACCGCAGAGGUCUUCUCCAGGGGCUCCGAUUCGGAAACGGAGCCCACGGGCACGGGUACCGGUCAAGUGCUGACGGAAACGGAGCUAUCCGACUGGACAGCCGAUGACUGCAUCUCGGAGAACUUUGUUGACAUGGAGUUCGUGCUGAACUCAAACAAGGGAACCAUGAAACGUCGCAAGGAGCGGCGGCGCAGCGGAGCUAACAAGCUACCCAGUGGCAAUGAGGUCAUCCACGAGUUGGCCCGACAAGCACCAGUGGUGGAAAUGGACGGCAUCCUCAGUGCCAUUGAUAUCGAUGACAUUGAGUUCAUGGACACUGGAUCGGAGGGAUCCUGCGCAGAGGCGUAUUCCGCAACAAACACGGCUCUUCUGCAAAACAGAGGGUACAUGGAGUACAUCGAGGCAGAGCCGAAAAAGCCCACUCCUAGAGCAGCGCCGCCCUCCAGCUACCAUGGCAACCUGCCGCCGCUGGUGACCAAGCGGGAUGAAAAGCUGGGCAUCGAUUACAUCGAGCAGGGAGCAUACAUCAUGCAGGACGAUGCCAAGACGCCGGUGAACGAAGUGGCACCCGCCAUGACCCAAUCUCUGACCGAUUCCAGCACUCUGAACGAGCUGGAUGACGACAGCAUGGCAGGCCUGGGCUUGUCCCAGACACAGCCAACCACAACGGAGGAGAGCGAGGCUCUGACAGUGGUCACCAGUCCGUUGGAUACCUCAUCGCCGCGGGUUCUCGACCAAUUCGCCUCGAUGCUGGCGGCUGAAGGGGAUUCCACGCCCAGCAGCUCGGAGCAGCAACCAAAGACCUCAACGGUGACCAGCAGCAGCAGCGGUCCCAAUUCCUCCACCCCGGGCAAUGCCACCAAGGAGACCGCUCCGCAAGAAGAGGAUCUGCAGAUCCAGUUCGAGUAUGUCCGAGCCCUGCAGCAGCGCAUCUCGCAGAUCAGCACCCAGCGGCGCAAGAGCUCCAAGGGAGAGCCACCGAACCUAACUGUGAUAGAAUCUGUCGAGGAUCAGCCAAAGGCAGCGGAGGCUGCAGAGGCCAUGCCCUCGAUGCGGCCGCGCAGCUGCAGCAGCUCCAGUAAAGUACCUGAGAUACCCACGCUCAGCAGCAAGCUGGAGGAGAUCACCAAAGAGCGCACCAAGCAGAAGGAUCUCAUCCACGAUCUGGUCAUGGACAAGCUGCAGUCAAAGAAGCAAUUAAACGCCGAGAAGCGUCUGCACAGGAGUCGACAACGAAGUCUUCUCACCAGUGGCUAUGCCAGCGGUGCCAGCCUAAGUCCCACACCCAAGCUGGCAGCUGCUUCCAGUCCGCAGGAUUCCAACUGCUCCAGCCAGGCGCACUAUCACGCAUCCACAGCGGAGGAGCGACCACCGAAGCCCGUCGACGAGAGGCCGCUGCAGAAGUCCGCAACAUCUACUUACGUGUCACCCUAUCGCACUGUCCAGGGGGCAAUACGGAGUGCUGAUCGCUAUAAGCAACGUCCCUUCAGCGAGCACAUCGAUGCCAGUGCCUUGGAGGGCUACAAACUGGGCAAAACGGCCUCCUUUAAUGGCGGCAAGCUGGGUGAGUUCGUCACGCCCAUUGCCCCAGCGCGAGUAGUUCGCGGUGGAGGUGGAGGAGCAGCGGCACCGGAUAUUUCCAAUAUAUCCGCCUCAACGGAAAACCUGAGAAGCGAGGCCAGGGCUAGGGCUCGGCUCAAGUCCAACACCGAGCUGGGUCUCAGUCCCGAGGAGAAAAUGCAGCUAUUGCGGUCGCGCCUUCACUACGAUCAUCCCAGAUCCUUAAAACCAAAGCAAAUGGAGGAGCUGCCCUCUGGCGAUCUGGCAGCCCGUGCCCGCAAAAUGAGUGCCUCAAAGAGUGUCAACGAUCUGGCGUACAUGGUGGGUCUGCAGAACCAACAGCAGCAGCAGCAGCUGGAACAGGAUGUUGUGCUUCAUGCCAAGGCGGCGGAUUUCACAUCCGAUCCCAAUAUAGCGGCUGGCGGUGGCGGUUGUCAGGAGAAGUCAACGAAAACUAAGUCCGGGCGGAGGACCAAGGAUCCAGAGCGGCGGAAGAGUCUCAUUCAGUCGUUGUCCAGCUUCUUCCAGAAGGGUUCAUCAUCGGCAAGUGCCAAGGAACAGGGAACAGUUGUCGGUACUACAGCUGGCGGCCACUCUGAGCAGUCAGAGCGACCCGGCACCAGCAGCAGCAGCAGCGGCGGCACGUCCACAAUCUCAGAUGCGGCGACCGCUGGAGGAGGAGGAGGAGGAGGCGGCGUCUUCAGUCGAUUCCGCAUUUCGCCCAAGUCCAAGGAGAAGUCCAAGUCUUGCUUUGAUCUGAGGAGUUUCGGUUUUGGUGACAAGGAAAAUAUGCUCGUCUGCCAAGCCACCGCGGCGACAGCGGGAGGCGCGUCCCAAGAUUAUCUGAACAACAGUAACAACAGUCGCUAUCGAAAGCAAACGAACAACACUGCGAACAAACCGAAACCCGAAUCGUUCUCAUCGUCCAGUCCGCAGCUCUACAUACACAAGCCCCACCAACACCACCACCACCACCACCUGGCCACAGCGAUUCCAAGGGCCUUGGACGACCAGACACCGCCGCCCAUACCGCCUCUGCCACUGAAUUAUCAGAGAUCCGAUGAUGAGAGUUACGCUAACGAGACACGAGAGCAUAAGAAGCAACGUGCCAUAUCGAAGGCUUCGCGACAAGCUGAGCUCAAGCGACUACGAAUCGCUCAAGAAAUACAGCGCGAACAGGAGGAGAUUGAGGUGCAGUUGAAGGAACUGGAGGGACGCGGCGUCCACAUUGAGAAGGCCCUGCGGGGCGAGGGGCAGAACCUGGAGAACCUGGACUCGAGCAAGGACAACGAUGAGAAGCUACUAAAGGAACUAUUGGAGAUUUGGCGCAACAUCACAGCACUCAAAAAACGCGAUGAGGAACUGACUAUAAGACAACAGGAACUGCAAUUGGAGUAUCGACAUGCCCAGCUCAAGGAAGAGCUCAAUCUGCGAUUGUCCUGCAACAAACUGGACAAGAGUUCCGCCGAUGUGGCCGCCGAGGGUGCAAUACUUAAUGAAAUGCUGGAAAUCGUCGCCAAGCGAGCGGCUCUGCGGCCAACCGCCUCCCAACUGGACCUCACAGCGGCUGGCAUUUCAAGCGAGGCAGCGACUGGCAUUAAGCUGGUCGGCCAACCGCUUGACCACGAUGAGUCCAAUAUUUGAAUAGCAAACUGGGGUCGUCUGCUGGUCUACGAAGUUGCACGCGGACUGCUAAGCCUAAAUACUUAAGAACGUACCAAAAACAGCAAGCUGAAUUAUGAAAACUAACAAUACUGAUACUAGAACCCAUGAGCUGUAACCGAAACGAGCAAAUAACUAUUCAGAGUGAUUAAGCGAUUUGAGGGAGAGGACAACUCGAACAAUAUAUAUUUAAGUAGUGAGUGAGCGAGUAAGCGCACGCAUCAAGGUUAAAGUGUAGUGUAAAGGCAGAGAGAGGAAAUCAACACCAAAAACUAAUUUUGCAAUUUGAAUGUAAUGCCCUUAGUUCUGUAUUCUCAAGCUAAUUGUAUGUUUAGUUAGUUAGUCGUUGCCACUGAAUUCUGUCUGAUCUGUGUAUGUUGUGUUUUUCUGUUUUCUAUUUUCUAUUUUUUUACAAAUGUAAUGCGUUGGUUUUUGAUUGUGUAAUGUAAUGUGUACUACGUUUUGUGCAAAGUGCAGGGUUUGUUGUAAUUUGUGUGUGCUUGAGUUUUAGGCACACAAUUGUUUAUCGAUUUCUUUGUAUACCGCUUGAAUGUAUUAUUAUUUAUUUGAUGAAUGCAAUGUAAUUUAAUAUGUCAUUUGCUGCCCAAACCAAAAUCAAAGUGAACACAAAGAGAUGCACACAAAUACAUUACAUAUUUUCUAUAUGCGAGAGAGCGUACAUAGUAGGAGAUGUAGGAGAGCAAACAGUUGCUCUGUAUACUAAUGGAAACGAUUUAAAUUAUUGCGUAAUUUAAUUUAUAACCUCUGCAUAUAUAAACAUAUUUAUCGAAUUUAUUAUGUAACUUUUCGAUUUAUUUUAAAUUGAAUAAAGAUUUUAU
This is a messenger RNA of Drosophila serrata, 15446 nucleotides long. RefSeq names its product Molecule interacting with CasL (gene Mical). Lineage: Eukaryota; Metazoa; Arthropoda; Insecta; Diptera; Drosophilidae. Gene Ontology annotation, molecular function: protein binding. The record is from RefSeq and is a predicted model, not a curated record.